Messenger RNA from Toxotes jaculatrix (banded archerfish), 228 nucleotides. RefSeq names its product retinal cone rhodopsin-sensitive cGMP 3',5'-cyclic phosphodiesterase subunit gamma-like. Bases 1 to 228 code for a protein of 75 amino acids. Gene Ontology annotation, cellular component: photoreceptor outer segment membrane. The transcript has 2 exons. The record is from RefSeq and is a predicted model, not a curated record. Gene Ontology annotation, molecular function: 3',5'-cyclic-nucleotide phosphodiesterase activity; cGMP binding. NCBI's taxonomy places the organism in Eukaryota, Metazoa, Chordata, Actinopteri, Toxotidae. Gene Ontology annotation, biological process: visual perception; positive regulation of G protein-coupled receptor signaling pathway; positive regulation of epidermal growth factor receptor signaling pathway.
AUGGCAGACACAGCUGUUGCAGCACCCGCCGACAAGAAGGGACCUCCCAAAUUCAAGCAGAGGGCUGCUCGCACCUUCAAGAGCAAGGCCCCUAAACCAGGCCAGAAGGGAUUUGGAGAUGACAUCCCCGGCAUGGAGGGUCUUGGCACAGACAUCACAGUGGUUUGCCCAUGGGAAGCCUUUGGUGACAUGGAGCUCAGCGACCUGGCGAAAUACGGAAUUGUCUAG